CCGAGACGGAACUGCACCUGUCGGUACGCAGUUUUGGUUUAAAAGAAAGAAAUCUUUUUUUUUCCCCAGCACAGCUGAAUCAAAAGGAACACUUUGGUCUCGACUCAACUCGUCCGUGUCUCCUGCAUCACAUGAACAAAAGUAGAGUAACCAGAUUUCAAUGGCACAACACCUAACUGUGGCACAGAAUGGGCUGUGGAAGUGUCAGGCACUGACUGAAGAAUGGCGAGGUUUAGACGCAAAUCGUGUGUCGCAUUAGUUUUCAUUUUGCUUGUACUCAUCAUAACAGUGGUGCUGAAGUCACUCACACCAGAUGACUCUCUGUUCAUCAGACCUAUUGUUGCAGAACUGUCUCCAGAUAGACACACAGAGCUCCAGAGAGACAACAAGCUUCCUGAUAAACACAGAACCCAGAAAAAAAUGAAUGAAUCCGCUCAUUCAGAGAAAGACGCAGAGCUGGAAGCUACACUCAGAAAGUUCCCACCUCCCAACUACUAUCUCCAUGCCUUCUACUACACAUGGUAUGGUGAUCCAAAGUUCGAUGGCAGGUAUAUCCACUGGGACCACCCACAGCUGCCACACUGGGACGUCAAGGUGGCUCAGGGUUACCCACAAGGGAGACACAGCCCACCUGAUGACAUUGGGUCCAACUUCUACCCUGCUUUAGGGCCUUAUAGUUCCAGAGAUCCCGCCAUCAUGGAGGCUCAUAUGCACCAGCUGCGCACAGCAGCAAUUGGUGUCAUUGCUCUGUCUUGGUAUCCUCCCGGCAUGGAGGAUAACAAUGGUAAGCCAACAGAUGACAUUGUGCCUUUACUUCUUGACGUGGCACUCAAGUACCACAUUAAGGUGGCUUUUCAUAUUGAACCAUACAAAGGGAGAGAUGAAAUUAACAUGUUCAAUAAUGUCAAAUACAUCAUUGAAAAAUAUGGGGAGCACCCUGCCUUCUUCAAGUACAGGACAAGCACUGGCAAGUUUCUCCCGCUCUUCUAUGUGUAUGACUCAUAUCUGAUGAACUCUGAGCAGUGGGCCAAGCUGCUGAAACACACAGAGAGCAACAGCAUCAGGGAAACCCGGUAUGAUGCCAUCUUCAUUGCUCUCCUGGUUGAGGAGAAACACAAGAGAGAUAUCGUGAUUGCAGGCUUCGAUGGCGUCUACACCUACUUUGCCACUAAUGGGUUUUCCUAUGGGUCCACUCAGCGGAAUUGGGAGUCGAUUAGAGCUUUCUGUGAAGAUAACAACCUGAUAUUCAUUGUAAGUGUGGGGCCUGGGUAUAUUGACACAAGUAUUCGGCCUUGGAACUUCCAAAACACUCGAAACCGCAUCAAUGGAAAGUACUAUGAAACCUCUCUGAGUGCCGCAUUACAAGCAAGGCCUGAUUUUAUCUCUGUAACCUCUUUCAACGAAUGGCACGAAGGGACUCAGAUUGAAGCGGCAAUUCCCAAAACUAGCCAGACUGCGUAUCUUGAUUACUUGCCAAAUAAACCAGCAAUCUACCUGGAGAUAACACGCAAAUGGGCUGUAAUAUUUGAUGGAGAGCGCAGAAAAUGGCAGGAAUGAUGUAAUUAAGAGCUUCAUGAGUGUAAAUGUGAAAAAGCAGAUGUUUUCUAAAGCGACAGGCAAGCAAACUAUGAUUUUAUCUUUGCAACUGUGAUGUAUAUUCAUUGAAUAAUUGUUAAUUUCUCUGGUGUUUUACUACACAGCCUUGCACAUUUUUUCUUUCUUCUAGCUGAAAUGAUAAGCAGGCAGGUUUGACUUUUCCUAAUCUGUGAAAUCAUGAAGCCUCAGCAACUGAUAAAUAAUAAAACUGAUCACUUUUAAUGCACAAACCCUAGCUUCAAGGCCACUGCAUCAAGAUAAUCUAAACAGUAGCAGCAAUUAUUAAAGCCGAAAUGCAUGGUAAAUGUUAAAAAAUAAAGAGUUGUAAACAUGGGUCCAAA
Thalassophryne amazonica is the source of this 1937-nucleotide messenger RNA. RefSeq names its product mannosidase, endo-alpha (gene manea). Gene Ontology annotation, cellular component: Golgi apparatus. The coding region runs from base 223 to 1557 and encodes 444 amino acids. NCBI's taxonomy places the organism in Eukaryota, Metazoa, Chordata, Actinopteri, Batrachoidiformes, Batrachoididae. The record is from RefSeq and is a predicted model, not a curated record. The transcript has 5 exons. Gene Ontology annotation, molecular function: alpha-mannosidase activity.